This is a messenger RNA of Dibothriocephalus latus, 168 nucleotides long. NCBI's taxonomy places the organism in Eukaryota, Metazoa, Platyhelminthes, Cestoda, Diphyllobothriidea, Diphyllobothriidae. The record is from the annotation of a GenBank genome assembly.
AGUCUGGAAGAUUUCCAGGCGCAUCGAGCGCCCAUUGAUCAGAUGAACCUGCUGGGCUGCGAGUCGCAUCCCGAUAUCAGUCCCACCGAUGACCGCUACACUCUCAAGCUCUUUGUGCCCAUGUCUCGCGUGGCCCUGCCCCUGAGCACUGCUCUCACCGCCAACGAU